Molecule: messenger RNA, 3762 nt
Organism: Thunnus maccoyii (southern bluefin tuna)
Lineage: Eukaryota; Metazoa; Chordata; Actinopteri; Scombriformes; Scombridae
Gene: csrnp2
Product: cysteine-serine-rich nuclear protein 2
Exons: 5
Coding region: 760-2445 (561 amino acids)
Biological process (GO): regulation of transcription by RNA polymerase II
Cellular component (GO): nucleus
Molecular function (GO): DNA-binding transcription factor activity, RNA polymerase II-specific; sequence-specific DNA binding
Source: RefSeq, a predicted model, not a curated record
CCUCCAUUGUUACAUUGUAACAAACGGGGCAGGGGCGAAACGGGGAGAAAGGCGUCUUCUCGUUAGGAAAAAAAAACCCACACUGCAACAUUUCUGACACUAAACGAAACGGGGCCAAAUCCGCGUUAAUGCAAGAAGACUACGAAGUAAGCCUAACCGACUGAACCCGCCCCGGUGAGAAAAAAAAAAGGAUAAACGAACACAGAUGUCAGCGGAUUUCUCCAUUGCAAGCAAUUCAAGGCUUACAUCAGGAAGAUAAGACAUUCGACUGUUUACAUUAUUCAUGUUGCACCGAAAAUGUUGGGAAAUAAAUCGCAGCGAAUCAUAUGACGUCCCUCUUUUCUUCCCCCUUUCGUCUGUCUUUUUUUUUUUUUUUUUUUUUUCUUUUUUUUUUUUUUAGUGGAUAGGCAUGCAACAUUUAAAUGAAACCCGCAGGUCUCACAGAAAGCCCCUGCUCUCUUCGUGAUCUUUCAGUGUGCAGAACAAUGAGCAUGGAGCUUAAGUAGCCUAUUCUAUAGUCAGAUGUUAAGUGUUGCAGAUUGACAAUCAGGAAAGCUUUCAGGCGAAUCACUUCGGGUUACCAUUGCUCCACGGUUGCAGUGUGGAUACUCGGUUCAGGGAUAUCGGUUUUGGCACACAAAAAAAGGCAUCUUCAUAGGGCGUUAAAAGAUUGAUGUGCAGCUCGCGUUGGAAAAGGGAAACGACCUACGAGUUGGUUGGAAAAAGGGUCCCUGAUUCUGCCCCAGACACCGAGUUUCCAUGGAGGCAGGUUCGUCCCUCAGCCUCAAACGAAGAUAUGAAGAGGUGGACAACAGCUCUCCAUUCUCUACACCUAAGGACUCUGACGAUGACAUCUCCAGUAGUGACAGCGCUGACAGCUGUGACAGCCUCAACCCUCCCUCCAGCACCGCAUUUACCCCCACUUCCAUCCUCAGACAGCACAAGCCGUCACCGGGGGGGAAACGGGUACGUUUCGACGUGGUGACGGUGUAUUACUUCCCCCGGCGGCAGGGCUUCACCAGCGUGCCCAGCCAAGGGGGCAGCUCCCUGGGUAUGGCCCGUCACCACUCCUCCAUCAGACGCUACACGCUGGGCGAGUUCGCCCGCGAACAGGAAACCAGCCACCGCCACACUUUACGCCAGCAUCUGCGCCAAGAAAAGCUCAAUGCCCGCAAGAUGAAGCUGACGAGGAACGGCACCGUGGAGUGCGCUCAGGCAGACCUGCUGACUCUGGAGGACGUAUCAGACGAGGACCUGGACGUGGACGGGGUGGAGGUUGACGACUGUUUCUUCCUCCAGCCUUUACCCACUAAACGCCGCCGAGCCCUCCUGCGAGCCUCUGGCAUCGCCCGCAUAGACGCGCGAGAGAAAGCUGAGCUCAGAGCGAUCCGCCUUUCACGGGAGGAAUGUGGCUGCGACUGCCGCUUGUACUGUGACCCUCGCCACUGUGGCUGCAGCCAAGCUGGCAUUAAGUGCCAGGUGGAUCGAAUGUCCUUCCCGUGUGGAUGCUCGAGGGAUGGCUGUGGCAACAUGGCGGGCCGUAUCGAGUUCAACCCUCUCCGUGUCAGAACUCACUACCUGCACACCAUCAUGAAGCUGGACCUGGAGAAGAGGAGGAUGCUGAUACAAGGGACUGGGGACCAGUAUGCUGAAUCUGACCCGACGUCCUCCCCUUCCUCCACUUGCCCCACAUCGCCAGACCUAUCCUCAGUCGCUGGCCUGGACUCUGAGCUGGAGGAGAGCGAGGUGCAGACGGUCAUGGAGGUUCAGGAUCUCCUGGCGGAGCAGGACAUUCUGGAGCGAGAGAACGAGACAGCCGUGUUGCACCUGCAGAGCGCCGAGGAGCAGGAGAGGAGGGAGAGGGAGGAGGCCGACGGGGAAGCGGUGCAGCAGGAGCUGGGCGCCAGAGGUCUCGCCGAGCAGCCUCUCUGCCUCCUGCCCGCUGCUUUGGGAGGGGAGCUGCCCGAGCAAGCAGAGGUGCCGGGUGUGGAUCAGGUGCUCCUGCAGGGUCCGUUCCCCACGGGCGCCACAGUGCUCUGCAUCACUGACAACCAGGAGGAGAGCCCCUCCGACCUCCUUAAAGACUCCUCUUCUCUGCUCUACUACCAGCUCAGUCCCAUAGAGCCUGUAGCCUUUGAGACCCUGCCCAGAGCAGCGGAGGUGGAGCAGGAGGAGCGCUCGGCGAGAGAACAAGACGCAGGAGGAGGCGAGUGUGUGGAGAGCAAACUAGAAAGAGGAGAGAAGUCGAAGGAUGAUAGUCCUGAAGAGGUCACCUGCAGGCAGAGUUUGGGCAAGUCUUUGACCAAUGUGAUUCUGCGCUCAGAGGAAUGCGUGGAAGUAGUGGAGGAGAGGCCCUCGAGUCUGCAGCAGAGCCUCCCCGAAGAGCAGUGCCACGUGGAGUCCUGCUUGGAGGGAGAAGUGGAUCCACUGCCUCCUGAAGUUUAGUAUUAGCGUCUCUGCAGAUAUUUUGCACAAUAGCUUCAUCUAAGAUGAAUAAAUUACACAUUUCACAUUUAUUACUGCUAUCAUCAAGAAUGAUUACAGGUUGCAAUCUCUAAUAGUGACUGUCAUUGAGUUAUGUGGAGAAUGAGUAUUACAAUACAUGAGCGAGGGGGGGGGGGGGAUGCUGAAAGCACAUAGAGAUCACUCCCCAGAAGUAAUAUGGAUGCAGUUACAGGGCAACAUCGUAUGUGAUUCUGUCGGGGGUGAUGAAUGCGGCCUUAAUGGAAAAAAUUAAAAACACUCGUGUUUAGGAGUCAUUUGUCGACGAGACCGUACAGCUCGUAGUGCUUUGUUAAUUUCCAAACGCAAGCAAACAGAAAACACAGUGUGUGAAUGCUGACAUAAGCCUUUAGUUUGGUGAUGUUUAAAGCUAUCAACACUAAACACAAAAUUGUUUUGCAGUGCGCGUAAGAAGCUGAUGUAGUUAGAUACUUACUGGCUCACUUUCCAUUACAGCAAACUCGUGUGCUGUAGUCAAGCCAAAUGAAGGCCUCUGAUAGUAUCCUCUGCUGAAAAUAGACCUAAUAAUCCUGGAAAUACUUGUUUUUGUGUACUGUAUAUGCAUUUACAAUGUGCAAGACAGAGCCGAGGUUGCUGCUUUUUUUGAUCUGUAUGCACAUUGUGAACAGAGGGGGGGGGGGCAGCGAGCGUUGUGGCUCUGCUGCAAUGAGACAUGAAGGUAAACCCAAACAGAGCAGCAGACGAGCACUGGCCUUAGCUGAUGUUCUCGCUCACCUUGGGCUGCAAAUGCAGUCGAUUUGUCAGAAAAAAAAAAAAAACUAGUUUACCUGUAAUAGUUGCAAUGCCUAUGAUAUUACUUAUUAUUUCUUUGAGUAACGUGUCUUUUGUGGAUUAGAUACUGUUGGUUUUGAGCAAGCUGAGGUCCUCACAGUCUUUGCUUUUAUUAUUAUUUUUUCGAGUGAAAGGAAACGUUAUUUCUUUAAUACUCCUAGACUGUAAUGCCAUGUAGUCAGUCAUGUCAUGUUACGGUAAAACACCAGAAUAGACCUUCCUAGUCUUUCACCUCUUUCGACGAGUUGUGCUCGGAAGGAAGAGCUAAUUCUGAACCGAGUCAAAUUUCAUAUGAAGAAAAUAGCAUUUAAAGAGUCAAAGAAAAAAACGUGAAAGUAGUUACACGACAUGAUGUGACGUUACUAAUUUAUGGAGCAGAUUGACGACACCCUGAAUUUGUAUAUUUUUUUUGUUCAAUCUGUAUGUGUGUGUGUGUGUGUCUGUAUGAGAGAGAAAGGUGUGUAUGCA